CUCCGCAUCUGCGACCAUAACCUCGAGACGGCGACCGACUACCUCCUCGAGAACGACUGGGAAGAGCUCCAGAUGCACAACAACACACGUGGCGCCGAUCCGCAUGCGAACGGCCACGACGGAGCUGGCCAUGCGCAUGUCGAAGAUGACCUCGACGACGACGAAGGCGAAGGCGAUGACCAUGACGACGACGAAGACGACGAGGAUGAAGACGACGAGGACGAAGACAACAUGUACUACGAGUCGGGCGACGACGGCGAGGCCGGCUUUCGCCAUCGCCAGAUCCCGCCAUUGGCGAAGCGCGUCAAGAUCGCAACGUCGGCUGAUGGGUCCAGCACCGAGCGCUUCUGGGUCGCGUGCGACUCGGACACG
This is a messenger RNA of Saprolegnia parasitica CBS 223.65, 372 nucleotides long. RefSeq lists its product as hypothetical. The annotation marks the transcript as partial. The transcript has a single exon. The record is from RefSeq and is a predicted model, not a curated record. Lineage: Eukaryota; Oomycota; Saprolegniomycetes; Saprolegniales; Saprolegniaceae.